This is a messenger RNA of Eurytemora carolleeae, 2828 nucleotides long. Its product is annotated as mediator of RNA polymerase II transcription subunit 24. The record is from RefSeq and is a predicted model, not a curated record. The transcript is spliced from 24 exons. Gene Ontology annotation, molecular function: transcription coregulator activity. The coding region runs from base 193 to 2685 and encodes 830 amino acids. NCBI's taxonomy places the organism in Eukaryota, Metazoa, Arthropoda, Copepoda, Calanoida, Temoridae. Gene Ontology annotation, cellular component: mediator complex.
UGGAUGAAUAUUAAUGUUCAAUGUAUUUGAAGAGGUGGAUCUGAGUCAUGUAUCCAACUGGGUACUAGUCUAGUAUCCCUGGCUACAUGGUUACUCAAUACUGCUACACAAACAAUAUCCAGGCUAGCAGACAACAGGGACAGUAAGGUUGACGUAAUUAAUCUGAAGAAGUGUCUAGAGGUGCUGGAGUGGAUGCUGAAGGAUAAGUUCAUCUCCUCCCUCGUCUAUGUCGGAGGGUUCGAGGAUAUAGAAAAACAUCAAGAUUUCAUGUUGGCAAGCUCAGGUUUGAACAAUGUAUCUGAGCAGGUCUAUAAACUGGAAUCAGAAUCAGACGAAAAUCCGGAGAAUUCAUUACAGGCUCGAAUUCAGGCAAUAAUACAAUCUGUGAGAAGUCUGCAGUCUGGUAUUCAGAUAUCGAAAGAUAAUGAGACGAAACCCAGUUUGAUAUUUUCCAUUCAAAGUGUUUUAUCUUUUGAUGUACUUCUUGAGCCCACCAGUGAUCUCUCCCAGCUUGCAGGACAAUUAGUUGUUAUCAUGAACAUACGAGGUGCAAAGCUCUCAGAUCUAGUUUGUGAGUUGACCCGUUGUUGUUUGCUGGGUAUGAAUGACCAGGAUAGGCAGGAGGUUCUCCGAUGGGACGCGUUUACACUUCUUAAACUACAUAAACUAGUGGAUAGAAUUGUACAUGAGUACAAGGGUAAGGAUGUAGAAGGAAGUGUAUAUCGAGGACUAGAUCAACUACUACAGUACUCUGCUCUGCUAGAUAUGACGGAUGCCAAGUGCAACGCAAACACCUUCGAUCUUUUUGUCAAAUCCUUCCCCUCAGAAUUAGUGACGGAGAAUGAGAGUAAACUGCUAAUCUCAGGGCGAGCUGAACAAUUGAAAGAAAAACAACAGUUUGAAAUCAAGGGUUCCAAGUUCUCUGAAUCAAGGGAUGUGACGAUGACCCUAAAGGCGGAUUCGACCCUGCACACUAUCAUCAGAACAUUCGAGAACACGAGCAUGGAGCAGCACGAGUUCGAGAAUCUUCUCUCCGUCAUGUUCCAUAUUGUAAAAGGUUCUAGUUUUGACCUACUGCUGUCAGCAGCUGCUUCUAACGGUGCACUGACAUCUUUAGUAACUAAACUUUUACUUUUCAACAAGGGUUGUCAAGAAUCUAUGGGAGAAUCUAAUAAGGUUGCGCAGAACCGAGCAGCUCUGUUCGAUGUUACCUUCUUGAUGUUAGUUCAUGUUGUUCAGUGCUUCUCUGUAUCAGUUCUACCCCCUGAAAUACAGGAUGGAUUUUUCCCACGGUGGGCCCGACUAUGCAUGACAGAACCAGGACAUGUUAAACCUCUGGAGGCCUUCAAACAACUUGGAGGUGAGGAAAGUCUGGUGGAUGGAUUGCUUCAGCAGAUGAUGCAGGGAGAGAUUAGAACUCAGGUGAUAAAGUGGAAUCUUGUGUGUGCCAGCCUACAUGAUGUCAUGAAGGAGAUACUACUGGGGGUAGAGAUGGAAACCAUUAAUUCAGAAACAUACAACAGAUUGAUCCUACAGCUGUGCAGUAAGCUCUGCUGUUUCCCUCUCUGUAUCUCCUGUUUUAGAUUGAUCCUACAGCUGUGCAGUAAGCUCUGCUGUUUCCCCAUCUGUAUUUCUUCCUGGUUGAUUAGUUCAGCACAUUUUGGAGCAGGAGAAGAUGAGAUGAGUCGGAGAAGUAUAAUCUCAACCCUGGAGAAGUUUAUUAACUCACCUGGAGGAGAAGAUACUGAUACUAGCAGACCCUUCUACUCAAAGAGGAACACCAUGAUGGUGAACAUACUCAAGAAGAUGAAGAGGGAGAUGGGGGAGAAAAUAUUACCAGAGGAUAAUGCAGGAAAGAGUGGAUUAAGUGUUUGGUUUGACAAGGUGUGGGAUGGUAUAUGGGAGAACCAGGUGUUAAGUAUUAGUUCUACCAAGGAGAUAGCUCGCCUUCAUACUACUGGCGGCACUCAUUGGUUCGUUCAUGUACUAGUGGAGAAGAUCACAUCUCAGGUUUACAGUCAUGAUGUUCAGCGUUGUACAGAGAUGGUGUUUAGCAUGCUUCAUAUAGACCUUGCUGGAAACACCCUGUCCCUUCUUCUCUAUCUGCUUCCUAGUAUUCUCACAGGAGUAUCUAACAAAGAUGUCCUCUGCUACCCUGCAGGUAGAGCUCUAGCCAAGCUGACCGUAUCAUGUCUAGCCGCUCUACUUACCAGUAAACCUUGCAGUCCAUACUCAGGCAAACGGAAACUCCGGAUGGGUGAGUUAGAUGAUCUCUGUAAUAACCAAACCCAACCUGUAAAGCUGAGGAAACUGACCGCUUCUGAGUCUAUUCAAGUAGCUGCUGACGGUUCACUUACUCAGGAGCAGCUUAUCCAUCAGGCCCAUGUUGGACUGUUUACAUUACUACGUGGAGUAGCUCUGGAGUCAACCCUUAGCCCUAAACUCGAAUUUGUAUCCUGUAUCCUUGAGGAGUGUGUACAAGUAGGUGGAGAGGAAUCCCUUCUCCUACUCAAUCCUCUCUCCCUGGACCUGGUUCAGCAUCUUAUCAAACUACAACCUAACAGGUUCUCGGUUGAGGUGAUUCUCCGCCUUUUUGACCCAAAUUUACCCCAGGGGCGGAGGAAUGCAGUAUCCGCCCUCUGUCUUCAUAGAAAUAUCAGAGCUAAGAAUGUGUCCGAGAGUUGAAAUAUCUAUUUAUCAAUGAAGAAAUAUUAAAAACGUUGUCUUUGAUGAUAAAUACUGAAGACAUUGUUCAUUCUUGUUAAGGACCCCGGUACCUGAAUUAUAUUUUUUACUUUUGUAUUUGAAUGUUCCAGAAGGUUUUUCAG